AUGAUCCGUCCUCACAUGCCUCUGUUGGCGCCGCCCAUCUUUGCCAGCGUGCGAGACCCCGUCAUCCCCGUCAAGCUAUCCGCUGAAGCAGCCUUUGUUGGCAUGUUCAGCGUCGUAGACGAGGAGAGCAGAAUCUUUAAUAAGAGCAUGCAAGACUAUUUCAAGAGAGUCACCUUGCGGCUCGGUGGGCAGGCUAGAGAGCGUCGGGAUGCGGAAGGUGGACAAGGCGGUUUGGGCCUGUCGAACGACGAGGUGGAGGAUGAGAAGGAGAUUUGGAGUGUUGGACGAGUCGACGUGGGCGAGACCGUCUUUGACUAG
This is a messenger RNA of Parascedosporium putredinis, 318 nucleotides long. The record is from the annotation of a GenBank genome assembly. Lineage: Eukaryota; Fungi; Ascomycota; Sordariomycetes; Microascales; Microascaceae.